AAUAAACAAAUUGGAAUUGCUUACUUUUUAAAAUAAAAUAAAUUAUUUACAAGCUAUUUAUUUUUUAUAUAUUUUUAUCUUUUCAUAGAAAUGUUAUCUUAUCGAAGAUCAUCAGUGUGAUAAUAAUUAUAAGCAAUAUUCAAAUGAUAUAAAUUUGUUUUUGUACUAUACUGUAAAUAGACAAGUGCUUUUUUAAAUAUUAUUUUCCGAAGUGAGUCAUAACUAAAAACUAAAAACUAUGGAGGAUGACAUGGAAGGCAUAGAACUGAAGCCUGCUAGUAUGAGGAGGACAUUCACACUCCGUAACAAUGUAGCCAGACAGGCCGCAGUCAACUUUAUGCCCUCUCGUAAAGUAGCACACACAGGUACGUUAAGAUUAAGGCGUGCUAACAGCGAACACAAUGCGUUACUCGAAGCUUCAAUGUCUGAUGCGCCUGAUGCCGCCGAUAAGCAGGUGGAUAUUAUCGUGCGCGAAAUGGAACAGCACCAUCAGUUAAUGGAAGAUAAUCCACUCUCUGAAGAACUGAGAAGAGAGGCACUACGGGAUCUACCCCAAGGGUUGACGAUGAAGAGGAAUGUUCGGGCGAAACUUUCAGCCUCGGUUAGUCUACGGUCAAAACAAAGGCCUAUUUCGGUUUUCAAGAGGAUGAAAUAUCGGAUCAGUUUUACUUGGAAAAAGUCACGUGACAGUUUUCGUGACUUCAUAUUCUCAAUUGAAUUAUGGUACGAGUCAAUCAGAAACAUCGAGGGCCACUUAGGUUCCGCCGUUGGCUCCUACUUCCAUCUCUUAAGAUGGCUAUUCGGCCUCAACUUGCUGCUGUCCAUUUUGCUGAUUUCCUUUGUCGUGGUGCCCCAAGCUCUGCAUACCGGUGGCAGGAAUGGAACUUCCGGUAUAAGUUUCUUGGACUUCAUCAGCGGAACGGGCGAGUUGGAGGACACCCCGCUGCUCUACGGGCACUACCACGACGGCGACACGAGCGCGGGGCCGCUGCGGUACGACAUGGCCUUCGCGUACUUCUUCACGAUGGGCUGCGCGUACCUGCUGUUCUUCGGCGUGCUGUGCUACCGCACGGCGGACUCGUACCGGCGGCACUUCAUCGAGCCGGCGGGCGGCGGCGGCGGCGGCGGCGUGCGCGCGCGGCUGGCGGCCAAGCUGUUCUGCGGCUGGGACUUCGGCGUGGCCUCGCCGCGCGCCGCCGCGCUCGCCGCGCGCGCGCUCGCCCACGAGUUCCGGGAGCUCCUGAACGAACAGAACCGAAAGAAAGAAGCGGCCUCCUUCUGGGUAAGAUUCGGCCGGCGCUCAACGAACGUAGUCAUUACGACUAUCGUAUUAGGGUUGAUAUUUGGAGUGCAGUACGGUCUCUGGCUGCUGCUCAGUGUGGACACGUUCACGGACCACAGGGAGAUCUACAUAUCAUUGAUCGUCACGGCCGUGGCUGCGGUCUGCCCGGUCCUGCUUAAUUUUAUUGUUAAAUUGGAGUUCUACGAAGCUCGGACAGCCUUCUACGUGACGUUGGCCAGGACUUGGCUUCUAGACAUCGGGACGCUCAUCCUUCUGCUGGUGUUUUGGGCACGUUCGGACAUGCCGUGCUGGGAGAACCGCGUGGGCCAGGAGGGGUACCGGCUGGUGAUGUUGGAUAUACCGGUGUCGCUGCUGCUGUUGCCGGCCAUUGAAUUCAUCCGUGGACUGAUGUUCAACUUCAACGUAGUGAAGACGGCGCCGGAGUUCAACAUCGCGUACAACUCGCUGACGCUCAUCUACAACCAGUCGGUGCUGUGGUUCGGCAUGCUGUUCUCGCCGCUACUGGUGGUCGCCGUCACCAUCAAGUUCCUGCUGCUGUUCUACGUGAAGCGGGAGAGCGCUCUGCGCGCCUGUCAGACUGGUAAAAAGGUGUGGCGCGCGGCGCAGGCGCAGACGGUGCUGCUGAUGCUGGUCACGCUGUCGCUGUUCGCCACGCUCUUCGCGCUCGGCUCGCUGUUCCUCAGGUCGCCGUCGCCGCACUGCGGGCCGUUCCGGCGCUACGCGAGCGCGCUGGGCGUGCUGUCGGAGGGCGUGCUGCGGCUGUCGGCGCGCGCCCCGCUGCGCCGCGCGCUGCUCUUCGUGUCGCGCCCCGGCGCCGUCGCCUUCGCGCUGCUGGCGCUCUGCGUGUCGGUGUACAUCGUGCGCGCUCGCUCCGGCGCGCAGCAGUCCAUGGCGCGCCUGCUGCGACGCAUGCUGCAGCUGCAGGCCAAGGACAAGGACUUCUUGCUCUCGGCCAUCGAGAAAGUCUCCAAUGGAGAGUGGCUCUACAGUCCGAAAUCUGAAGAGUACGGGGCGGACAGCCACACUUGGAAGUAUUUACACGAAGUUCGAAAACCAUCAAACGCCGGCUACCACUUCGAUGUAUCCAGACUCAGCCACUCCUUCCUAGAACGGCCGAGGUCGUAUGCAAAGGAAAAUAGACCUAAUUCCUAUCACACCGAUAAACAGAAAUCGAACGAGGACGGAGACACAGACAGCUCGUUCAGCUGGCAGGGUUCGAGCAGCUACUUGAAUCAAACCGACGCCGAGAAAAGGUAAUCUGUGGCCGGUAGCCGCAACCGGUAGCUCGACCAGACGUGUGAAAGGUGAUUUCUUAUAAAAUAUUAUUGCUGUAUCAGUUUCCCCGUGUCAAUUAAAUUACUAAUAAAAUUGUGAUAAUACAACGAUGCAUAAUAUUUACUAAUAUAAAGUUAAUUUGUCUGAAUGUAACCAUGACGAAGUUUAUAACCGGAUUUUUAUAUUAUAUAUCCAUAUUUUUAAUAUAAAACGCAACUCUACGCAUAUUACUCUUAUAUUUCGCUGUAUAAUAAAAAUGGUAUACGGUUAUUUUUAUAUUUAAAUAAUUUAUAAAUAUAAAUGAAAUUAAUUAUAUACAUAAAAAAUACUAUAUAGAAGAUCGUUUCAGUCUUCCAGUUAUAAAAAGUCUAUUUUGCAUGAAACUGUUGUAAACUAUAAGCUAUUUUUUUUUUAAAUGUAAGCAAUUGAUUUAAUUUAUAUCCAAGUUUGUGCUAACGUCUUCCAAAUCAAUUAAAAAUUGUGCCAAAUUUACCCACAAGAAUAUGCAUUCAUUUAUGUAUAAGUUUUUUGAACAGUAUUAUAAUAAAAAAUAAACAUUAAAAUUAACUCAACGCGUUAACAAAUGAAGGUACGAGAAUCCCUUGGGAGUAUUUUAUCUACUCCCCGAUAUAACCCCCAGAGGGAGAAGAUGACAAACACUUAUUUAUCUUAAAGGUGUUAAAUAACAAUUUACACAGUACUACUCCCAUUUAAAUGUUAAAGAUAUUGAAAUCGAUAUCUGCAUGAAAAAUAUCUGCCUUGGAAGGUUGACACAGCCAAAUCAUUUUAAUUUUAUAUUUGAAAGUAUUUCAGAUAUAUUUUUUAUGUACAAUUUCGAUUUAUGUGUUGUAUUGUAACUUUUAAUAUUUUUAUACU
Vanessa atalanta (red admiral) is the source of this 3454-nucleotide messenger RNA. Its product is annotated as transmembrane channel-like protein 3. Gene Ontology annotation, molecular function: mechanosensitive monoatomic ion channel activity. Bases 239 to 2560 code for a protein of 773 amino acids. Gene Ontology annotation, cellular component: plasma membrane. Lineage: Eukaryota; Metazoa; Arthropoda; Insecta; Lepidoptera; Nymphalidae. The transcript has 15 exons. The record is from RefSeq and is a predicted model, not a curated record.